Mercenaria mercenaria is the source of this 10657-nucleotide messenger RNA. RefSeq lists its product as uncharacterized. The transcript has 22 exons. Bases 253 to 4407 code for a protein of 1384 amino acids. The record is from RefSeq and is a predicted model, not a curated record. Gene Ontology annotation, molecular function: protein kinase activity; ATP binding. NCBI's taxonomy places the organism in Eukaryota, Metazoa, Mollusca, Bivalvia, Venerida, Veneridae. Gene Ontology annotation, cellular component: plasma membrane. Gene Ontology annotation, biological process: protein phosphorylation.
UGGACAUGAUUGAGAAGUCAAAAUUCAAAGUGAAUUAACAAAGUGAGUAAAGAAAGCCUACGUUUAUUAAAGGCAUCUACCAUACAUACAUUUUCGUUAGAUAUUUUUCAUAACAAAAAUUUUAAGAUGUCUGUAAACGGAUUCGGGACAAUCAAGUUAUCAAUAUCACACCCUAUUACCUGAUGUCCACCACGCCGAGGGAUGCUGCCACAGAGGACUGGUAGUGCCAAGCUGGCUUAAAUUCUGGCAGAAAUGGCUACAAACCAACCACCAGCUGUGCUGGCAAGAACAGCAACUAUAACGGAUCUUCUGCAUAUUGCUAAGGCAGUGGGUUCCAACUGGGAAAUGCUUGGGCCAUACCUUAUAAAGGAAAAUGCCAUGGCUACCGUAGAACAUAUAAAAGAAGAUCACGCACAUGAUUAUGAAAUGUGUAUAUAUCAUCUGCUUCUAACCUGGAGGCAACAGGCUGCACCAGAUACAACACUUGGUCAAUUAUUCCAUCAGAUGCUUCAAGUUGGUACCUCUGUGACUGUAGAUUGGCGGACAAUAGCAGAGUACCUAGAUAUUGAUGAAAGAGACAUAAGAGCAUGUCAACAGCCAGCAACUGUAAUACAUGAGAGAGGAAGUCCUGGUACUAGACAGCAUGUGGCCAACAAACCUAAAAAACCGAAGGGUCCUUAUGCUAUGUCUGAAAAAGAGAUACAUGAUUUAAGUAGACAGAUAGGAAAUGAGUGGGAACAGCUAAGAAUACAUCUAGACUUUACUGAAGCACAGGGAUAUGCAUUGAAAAGGGCAUAUGAUGAUGAUGAUGAUGUUCAGCAGAGGAUCCAUCAGAUGCUGAAGGCCUGGCACGAUGUUGUGGAUGACUGCGGCGAGAAUCCGAAGAUGCUUCUUGCAGCGGCUUUUGUCAAUGCUUCUGCAAACUAUGCAAUGGCAUACAAAUUGGUUCCUAAGGAGAAGUUUAAUGAAAAUGCACAAGCCAAACCAGAUACAGUAGAACGCAUUCAAAAAAUAUCAUUCAGUAAAAGAGGUUAUGAUCAAGGAGAUCGCUAUAAUUAUCGUCCGGGUAGCGGUUCUUCAAUGCCACAUGGUGGACCUGAGUGUAUUAAUGUGUUUGGUGGGGAAAUAAGAGUUGAAGGUACCAUGGCGAUACACAGUUCACAAUCUAACCAGUCAUACAAUGAGCCAAGUUCGGCACAACAGUUUACUGAUAAAGAACGUAUGAAAGUUGACUUUGGAGUACCUGUCAUAGUAAAAGGAAAAACGGAAGUUGACUCUGGACCUGUCAUGGAAAAAGGAAAAAUGGAAGUUGAUGAAGAACAUGGUAGUGAAGAAAUGAGUAAAAUGCCGUUAGAGGACAGGAAACAUAAUAAAGCAUGCAGACCUUCAAAAGAUGCUUGUAUAUAUCAUGGUCGAUUGAUCAAACUUGAGAAGAAAGAUAUCAGUAUCUUGGAAAGUGUUUGUGUAAAAGUUAUCGGGAAAGGUGGAUUUGGAAGGGUUUAUUCUUCUUCAGAUUAUUCCAUUGAUUCUAUUCCAAAGUGUUUUGGAAUGCAUGUUGCUGUAAAGAAGAUAAAGGUUACAGAUAUGGAAAGUGAAGACUAUAUCAGAUCAGUGAGAAGGGAAAUGACAAGGCCUAGAAUAAUGCACCCAUUUCUUCUUCCGUUAUUAUCCAUUGUUGAUAGACUUGAAAGAAACUCAGAAGUUUGGUUUGUCUCUCCACUCUGCAAAAAUGGUGAUCUUCAUGCUGCUAUUCAGGACAAUGUAAUAACUAAGGAGAUGACAUUAGUGAAGAUUCUCCUCCAUAUUGCAUUGGCCAUCCAGUACAUCCACACUGCAGUGCCAAACGUCAGGGAUGUCAUCAUUCAUAAGAACAUAACAUCUAGUAAUGUUGUGUUGGAUGAUGCUUUUAAUGCUCGCCUAAUUGACUUUGGAUUGGCAAGAGAAAAAGAUGAUGAAACAACAAAUGUAAAAGGAAAAGGAUAUUAUUUACAUCCCGAUUUUGGAAAACGAGGUGCUACAGAAAGCUGGGAUUAUUACAAUUUUGGAGUCAUUCUCAGGGAAAUGUUGACUGGUCUUGAGCCUCAAGGAUGUGGAAAUAAGUUCCUGAAGUAUAUGACAGCUGAUGAAAUCAAUGCAAUUCUUCAGGAUUUAAAACUACAAAAAAAGUGUGUUUGGUCAGCAGGAGGUAGAGACAAACAGCUUAGUAGUAUUGCUGAAAAGUGUCUGCAGCAAAAUGAAUGGAAAGUUGGAGAAUUCCACACAAAUGUUGUUCAAGGAAUAAAAGCAAUCUGGAAGGACUUUGGUCAAAACAAGAUACUAGACGUUACAGAAGACCAUGACAAAUGUCAUAUAUGCAUGAUAAAUCCGAAAGCAAAGGAAUCAUUGGUGACCCAGAGGCAUGCUGCAAACUGUACACAGAAAAUUGAAGUGUGCAAAGUUUGUCAAAAGAACUUGUUUCUCAACCCAAUCACGUGUUAUUGUGGUACAGAAUUACAACCAGAAAUAGACAACUUGACAGAGCCUGAAAAGCCAGAGGGCGAAGCCCCUAAAUACCAACAUGUCUUCAAAACAAGAACAGAAUCAGAUGACAUUGAUUUAAGUGGCCAGACACAGCGUCCUGAUACAGCAAAAUUGAAUGACUCUGGAGAUACACACACAAGUAACAACUCUCAUAACUGGGACUACUGUUCAGAACACUCCGAUUGGGAAAAUGCUGAAACUUUGUUAAGUCAAGGGAUAUUGCCAGACAAAGAACAACUAAAAAUCGUUUGUAUCAAAUUGGGGAGAAAGUCGGAUUUGAUACAAAAAAUUUGCAGGAAAAUUUGUGGCCAUAUUGAUAAAAGUAAAGAGGGAAAUUUUAAGGUUUUUCCUGCAGUUCAGCCAGGUAAAGAGACUGAUAUAAUAUUUGUUAUAACUGGGAAGAAAGAAAAUGAGAAUGAGACUUGUGAAUAUGAUUGUGUUUACCAGUCUGGCUCGGCAGAGAUGAAAGCUAUUUUAAGAAAGAGAAAAGAGCUUGCUAAGCAGAAACACCUUGGUACAGACGAAAGGGGGGAAAUAAAACAAUGUAUUGAUAAACUUGAUGUUGAUUUCUUUAAACAACACAAAAAAUUGUCACUUGUGGAACCCAGUCCAUACAGAUCCAAAGGAUAUCGUCUAGACAGACACAAGUUAGUUGAAGAGACAUGCAUUGUACUUGGUGUUACUAUAAAGGGUUACCUUCCAAUAGAGGAAGACGAGCUUCCAACUAAAAUUGGCAGAUUUAAAACUGAUAUAAGAGAAAUAACUAUAAACAGAAGCCAAGGUGGGUCACCUUUUGACUUUCAUGAAAACAUAAAAAUGAACUGUGUCAUAAGCAGGACACAGAAAAAUAGAAAUGAUCCUGUUAUUGAACAUGGGACAAUGGGUGUAUUUAUGUCACAGUCGUGCAAUAAUUGUCUUGGAAUGACAUGUGCACAUGUAUUAUUAAGAGAAAAUGAAAUGAAAGAUAUUCUGUGUGACAAACGUGUGUGGCAACCCACGGGAAUAAACUGCAAUCAGCCAAAUGUAGGUUCUACGUUUUCAAAACGAUGUGGUCUAGUUAAGUAUGCAUUGUUCACGGAAGAUGUUGAUGUGGUUUUAUUUUCUCCGGAUAAAGCCAGACUUCCUCAAAAUGGAUAUUUUCCUGGCAAUUGUACAAACAUCGUCAGUCCAUUGAAAAGAAGGCAAGAACUGUCGUUUUUAGGUGGACAGUUAUGGGAUGCAGAUAAGUGUACACAAAUAUUUGGAACACCUGUUAUGAAAAUGCCAGGUGGUGGUGUAGCUGAUACGAUAACAUAUGGAGAGAUGCUGACAGAUGGUGCAAUAACUAGAGAUCCUGAAGUAAAAGAUUACAUAUAUAUUCAGAGAAAUCAAAUUCAUGUAAUAAGCGACACAGGCUUUUUUUCAAAAAGCGGUGACUCUGGAUCAUGCAUUUUCUGGAUUGAUGAACAAAAUGAUUUACAUGCAGUAGGAAUGAUAGUCACAGAUAACAGCAAACAGGACGGUGCAUGUUUGGGAGAAAGUUUUGCUGCUCCAAUGUCUAGAAUCUGUAAGGCAUUUGCUGCAGAGGAAAUACAUCUAAGCCUGUACACUUUUUCAUCUGAUUGGUCCCAAGACGAUCAACAGAUAAGAACAGAAAUGAAAAACGGGACCUCAGUUGGUAAUGACAACAAUCAUGUUAAGCCAUUUGGAGAAGCAGCUAUAGACAGGGGGGCAACAGGAGAAGGAAUUAAUGGAGAUGAAUCCGCUAUCUUGGCAUCUCCGAAGAACGAAACUGAUAAAGAAAAUCAGCAAAGUGGUAAAGAAGUGGAAAGCAGGAAUGCUGUUGGUAAUGACAUUUAUCAUUCAUUCGACGAGAGCGCAACAGGAGAAGGAAGAGCUAAUUCUUAAAACUCAAAGAAAGGAUCACUGUGGGUACACCUGAGAUAUUCAGUAGCUGUUUAUGAGAAUUGUAUUUACCACAGGCAACAUGGAAUAGAAACAUUGGAAGCUCCGCAGGUUUCACAACAAGACAUAAAUGAAACUGUUGCAGGAUCAUGAAGCCAAAUACUGGCGGCUCAGUAUUGAUGUGUGAUGUCUGCGGACAGAUGAACUUAAGCUGCACACAAUAAAGUAUUUAACCACAAUCGCUUUCAUUUGAUAUUGGUCAAAAACGUCAGAAUUAAAGAAAAUGCAAACAUAUUGUAAUAUGAGGUACUCUUGUGACAACUUACGUUUCAAGGUAUAAGCUGGUCAUUCAUACAUGUGUAUUAUUCAACAUUAUCAUUCAAAAACGUAUAGAUGUUCAUUGUUUCAUACGGGAACCUCAUGACAAUGAUGACAUUUCACCAAAACGAAAGGUAUUUUAGACUGUAUGUCAAUGACAAACGAAUGAAUGCAUCGAGUGCUUACCUAAAUAAGAUGCAGAAUAUGCAGUUAUUCAGAAAUGUCGCAAGUAUUUGCUUUGACAAACUGACACAUUUUGUUUGACUGUCGGCGCCACAUUCACUUGAAUAUUGUCGUCAUAUUUCCUGUUAUUGGUAAAAACUCUACCAUACUGUGACAGUAUCGCCGAUCAGUUAUAGUUUAUAUUGUGACUUAUAAAUGGUAGGAGCCCCUUUUACCUAGCGUAAGAUUAAGAUCAUUAUAGUAAAUCUAAUGGAGACUAUUUCUUGCUCAUCUGAUGCGGCGGAUGGUUACACAAAAAGGGAAAUUCCGCAGAGUUCCUGAUUGGUUGAAAAUGGCCAUUUUGGUAGAAUCCGUGAUUCAGAUUGGAUGGACGGUUAAAUUACCGCUUUCAGCCUUGGAAUUGAAGUAUUAUGGCACGGAACAUAUAAACUGGACACGCACCAGGAACGCAAGCUUUUCACUUUCGAUUUUCAGCCUGGACUAUCCAAAAUUACAGUCUUCAAAAUAACUUUUUAGCUCACAAGAGCACAAAGUGCUCAAGGUAAGCUAUUGUGACAGAUCAUUGUCCGGCGUCCGUCGUGCGUCGUCCGUCAACAUUUGCCUUGUGAACAUUCUGGAGGCCACAUUUGUGACCCAAUCUUUAUGAAACUUGGUCAGAAUGUUAGUCUUGAUGAUCUCUAGGUAAAGUUCGAAACUGGGUCAUGUGGGGUCAAAACCUAGGUCACUAGGCCAGAUCAAAGGAAAAAGCUUGUGAACACUCUAGAGGCCACAGUUGAGACCCAAUAUUUAUGAAACUUGGUCAGAAUGAUUGUCUUGAUGAUUUCAAGGACAAGUUUGAAUCUGGGUCAUGGGUAUCAAGACAUUACACCUCUGGGACAAUACACCCUUGGACUUUACUCCUCCAGUUCUUUACACCCUAGGACUUUACACCUCCCUUAUUUAUGUACUAUAGAUAUCUAUUGUAUAGGCAAUAAUAGUUAUUGAUUAUUUAAAUUAUAAUUGAUUUGAUUAAAUAGAAGGUGUUAGUCACACUUACACUGAGUAAUUGAUAAUUAAAAGUUAGGCUUGUGGAUAUUAAUCCACUGUUGAUGGUAAUGAAAUAGAUUGAAAUUGUUAGGGAAAUAAAAGUUAAUUGGGUAUUUUUGUAGGCUCUCAACACAAAAUAUUUAGCCUUAUCUGACUGAUAUUUUCCAGAUAGAUUUUAAUUCUUUUGUAGAUGUUUUAAGAAUGAAUGCUGGUUCAAAUUUUUGUCUUGUUGAAGUUUACUUUUUAUAGAUUUAUUUAUUAUUCAGCUUUCUGAUUAUUAACUCAGUUUUAAACAUAUUUAUUUAUUAUUAUAGUAUUUAAAUUAAUAACUCAUUUUUAAACAUUUUUUUAUAAUUACAGUAGAUAACUUAAAAUUAUAAUAACUCAUUUUUAAACAUAUUUAUUUAUUAUUUCAGUAUUCUAAUUUAUAGCUCGGUUUUAAACAUAAUGUGAAUUUUAAUUGACCACGGUCCACCUUAGAAUUAUUUGUCAAAUAUUGUGAAGGUAGAAAGAUCAUACAUUAAAAAUGAUAAUUAAAAGAUGUAACUAAAAAUAUAACUAUGCAAUUUUAUAUUUCAUUUGAAGACUUCAAAUUUAUAUAUAUAAUAAAAGUGAAAAAAAAAAUUGAGAUAUGAUAAAAUAUUUUGUUUAAACAGAUAUAUAACAUGUGCAAAUUCCAUAAAUAUGUAUCACAAUCCACAACCUAUUGGAAUAAUUGAUGAAUAUUUUUAUGGUAAGUUAAGUUACAAAAAGAAAUAAUGAAUGAGAGAACAGGGGCUGUAUUCAUAAAGCAUCUUAAGUAUAAGUAUAAGAAAUUGAUUAUUUACUAAAGUAUUACUUAAUUAAGAAAUUUAUUUUACUUAAGUAUAUGUUAUCCAUAAAACAAGUAAUUCUUGGCUUUUAUUGUGGACGAAAACAUUAAAAAAACAACAUUAAUUUCAGACAGAUACAACAUGCACAAUAAUGUACUUUUAUCUGAAAAACAACACUUUAAUCAUACUCACGGCGCUAUUUUGUUUUCUGACUUAAGUCAUUUCUUACGUAUCUUAAGUUUAAGCUGAUUUAGAAAUAGGUUUUUUACUUAGACUUAAGCUGAAAUCACCACAAACUUAAGUAAAAUCUUCAACUGAAGUCUUAUUCUUAAGAUGCUUUAUGAAUACAGCCCCAGAACUAAAUGGGUCAACAUUGACAACAAGAUAUUCUGCAAAUCACCGAACACAUUUGCUAAUGAUUUUAGCUGUUUCUACCACAAAAAUCACCACAUUCUAUUUUUAUCAUUUAUUAAAUGAUUGCUAAUGUAAUGCAAAUAACAUGCUGCAAUUCAUAGAGAACCUGCUUCCCAGAUGGCAGAAUGUUUCUAUGCCUUGUUUUGUUGGCUAUUUAAGUAAUGUAUGGAUGGAAAAAAAUUAAAUAAAAAAUGAAGCCUUAGCAUUUUAUACCAUGUGCUAGGCGUAAGUUAUACAUUGAAUUAGAUAGCAUCAAAUAUGACAUUAUAUAUCAUGAGCAUGUUCAGUAGUCUUUAAUUAAAAAUCUCAUAUGGCAUAACUUAAUAAAAUAUUUAUUACUUUUGCUAUUUUGUACAGGACAUUUUUUGAUGUUUUUUUUUCUGCAUUUUUAAACAGACUGAUGUAAUGCGACGAAACGUGAAAAUAAAAAUUAACUACUGUAAACCACAUUUUCAGAAGUAGAUAAUGAACCAUUUUCUUAUUUCAGUCAACAAUGAAUUAAAUUGAAAUGGACAAUUCAUUUAAGCAAUCAUUUUAGCACCUGUCGCUAAUCCUAUUACUGGAAAUGUGAUUAAAUUAACAUAUCUUUGUAAUAUUAUAUAGCAAAGUAGACAUCUUGUGUUACACCUGAAACUCAUCAAAGGAUUGACAAUUUAUAAUUAUUAAAUAAAUAAAUGAAUAAAUAAACAAACUAAAUUUAGUACCGGUUAUCAUAGAGUUUUGAAAUCAUAUAAAAGUAUAUUUUUGAAUAAGUAUCAGUAAGAAAAGAAUAUUUCAGUUAUAUUUCUUCCCAAUAAACAUAUUACAUGUACUUCCUGCCAGGUAAUAUCUUUUUCAAUAAAAAAAAUGUCAAACAUUUGUAGUGAAACAGAUUCUGGAAAUUUCCUGUCUUUAGUUUUGGUUGAAGAAAAUUAACAGCAACAUAUUAAAAAAAUAAAUACCACUCCCAAUCUUCUGAAUAAAAAUCAGACUCUAAGUCAGAUUAAACAUUUUUUUCCCAUAUCUCUGCCAUAUUCUUUGUUUCAAAACAUUUUGAUUUAAUAUUUUAUAAUUAAAUACUAACUUAUUAGUAAUAUUACAAUAUUACCAUAACAUAACAAUUUUUAUGAGCAUCAUCCUUCCAACCUUGAUAUUGGAAACUGCUGAAGAAAAGUGCCAGUUUGAUUCUGGUUUAAAAAGAAAUGCCUUUUAUACUAAUGUAAUUUAAAAGUAUUUACCAAUGUUUCUGCAUUUGGUAUGCUGCCAUUUUCAAUCAGCUGUCAUUAAAACAUCAAAGAUUACUUUGAAGCAGGUGUUAAUGUUUCUUUUGUGAUGAUCAAUUAAUUAACAUAACAAUUAUAUUAAGGUUACUUUAAUCUUGAACUUAGAAAAGUGUGACACAAAUCAUUAUCACUUUUGUAUUAUUACAGCUAUAAAAUUUGAUUUUUAAAAAAUAAACAAGAUUUUAUACUCAUAAUUUUGAAUAAAAUAAUUAAAUAUAAGAAAAAGUUGUAAAUAUAUAUAUAUAUAUAUAAAACCUUGGACUUUACAUCUCCCUUAUGGGAGGAGUAAUGUCUCAGGUUUUGGAGGUGUAAAAUCCCAGGGUGUAUUGUCCCAGAGGUGUAAAGACCUGAAUUCUGGUCAUGUGGGGUCAAAAACUAGGUCAACCGGUCAAAUCAAAGGAAAAGCUUGUGAAUACUCUAGAGGCCACAAUUUUGUCUCAAUCUUUAUGAUACAUGGUCAGAAUGUUUGUCUUGAGGAUCUCUAGGUUAAAGUCGAAACUGGGUCAUGCGGGGUCAAAAACUAGGUAACUAGGCCAGAUCAAAGGAAAAGCUUGUGAGCACUCGAGGCCACAGUUGUGACCCAAUAUUUAUGAAACUUGGUCAGAAUGAUUGUUUUGAUGAUUUCUAGGUCAAGAUCGAAUCUGGGUAAUGUGGGGUCAAAAACAAAUCAAAUGAAAACUUUUUGAACACUUUUGAGGUCACAAUUUUUACUCAUUCUUUAUGAAGCUUAGUCAGAUUGUUUGUCUUGAUAAACCUCUAUGUCAGGUUCGAAACUGGGUCAUGUUGGGUCAAAAACUAGGUCACCCAGUAAAAUCAAAGGAAAAGCUUGUGAACACUUUAGAGGCUACAAUUUUGACUUAAUCUUUAUGAAACUUGGUCAGAAUGUUUGUCUUGAUGAUUUCUAGGUCAAGUUUGAAACUGGGUCAUGUUAGGUCAUAAAUUAGGUCAUUAGACCAGAUUAAAGGAAAAUCUUGUCCAUAUCUAUAGACCACAGUUGUCACCCAAUAUUUAUGAAACUUCGUCAGAAUGUUUGUCUUGAUAAUAUCUAGGUCAAGUUUGAAACUGGGUCAUAUGUGGUCAUAAGCUAGGUCACUAAGCCAGAUCUAAGGAAAAUCUUGUCAACAUUCUGGAGACCACUAUUUAAGUUUAAAACUCAUAAAAAUAAUCAAAAUGUUUGUCUUGAUAAUUUAUAGGUCAUAUUCGAAUCUGGGUCAUGUAGGGUCAAAAACCAGGUCACCCAGUCAAAUCAAAGGAAAAGCCUGUGAGCACUCUAGAGGCCACAGUUGUCAUCCAGCCUUUAUUAAACUUGGUUAUAAUAUUUAUCUUGAUGAUUUCUGAGUCAAGUUCGAAACUGGGUCAUAUGGUGUCAAAAACAAGGUCAGUUGGCCAGAUCAAAGGAAAGGUUUGUUAACACUCAAGAGGCCACAGUUGUCACUCAAUUUUUAUGAAAUUUUGUCAGAAUGUCUUGAUGAACUCUAGGUCAGAUUUGAAUCUUGGUCAUGUGGGGUGAAAAACUAGGUCAGUAGGCCAGAUCAAAGGAAAAGCUUGUGAACACUCUAGAGGCCACAGUUAUGACUCGAUCUUUAUGAAGUUUAGUCAGAAUGUGAUGAUCUCUAGGUCAAGCUUAAAACGGGGUUAUGUGGGGUCAGAAACUAGGUCAGUAAGUCAGAUCAAAGGAAAAGUUUGUGAACACUAGAUAUCACAUUUGUGACUCAAUCUUUAUGAGACUUGGUCAGAAUGUUUGUCUUGCUGACCUUUAGGUCCAGUUUUAAUAUUGGUCAUUUGGGGUCAAAAAGUAGGUCAUAAGGUCAAAACAAAGGAAAGUAUGUGAACACUUUAAAGGCAACAGUUGUGACUCAGUCUAUAUGAAACUUGCAUUGGUCAGAAUGUUUGUCUUGAUGAUCUUUAGGUUAAAUUUGAAAGUGGUCAUUUGGGGUCAAAAACUAGGUCAGUAGGCCAGAUCAACUCUGGUGAGCGAUAUAGGGCCGUCAUGGCCCUCUUGUUAAAUAAAUCUUUAUAAAUUUAACAAUACUAACAUAAUAUUUGUAACAUUUCCCUGGAGGAUCAGAGAACCAUAUAGGAGCCAACCAGCAGCAAUGUAAAUAUAACUUUAGAUAAAAUAAGGAUAGCACACAGACUUUACCAGAACAUUUGAGUAGAUCUGUUAGAUCAGAUUAACAUUUAAACAAAUAUUAACCAUAUUUUAGCUAUUAUCAUUAAAUAUUAUUAUUCGUUAAA